Orbilia oligospora ATCC 24927 is the source of this 1122-nucleotide messenger RNA. RefSeq lists its product as uncharacterized. The transcript is spliced from 3 exons. The coding region runs from base 1 to 1122 and encodes 373 amino acids. Lineage: Eukaryota; Fungi; Ascomycota; Orbiliomycetes; Orbiliales; Orbiliaceae. The record is from RefSeq and is a predicted model, not a curated record.
AUGUCUGAGGUUUCAGAGCCGAAGAUCACAAUAGCAUCGGAUGCUGCUGGAGAGAAUUUAAGUACAGACAAUGACAAAGAUUUCGACUGGUUCUCUCUUCCCGGCGAAAUUCGCGACCAGAUAUAUGAAACCCUCCUCCCCUUCGAGGUCAACUUUGUGUAUAAUUCGCCAUGGGUUUUCCCUGACUAUAAUCAUAGUUACAAGGCUAUGAAAAUGUUCCCUGGUGGAAUAAGCUUCGAGUUCUCCCCUUUCCCAGAACCAGCAAUACAGUAUUAUUCCCAAGUAUCCAGCCGCUUUGGGGCUGAACUUUCUGACAGUCUCGACCGUCAACGUCAUCGUGUUCUCAAGGCCUUGGAAGAUUGUACUUCCGGCACUGCAGCCUGGGACACCGACUUCGAUGGAACGAAAAUAACUCCAAAGCUGUUGGAAUUAAUUUCCAGAAGUAGAUUCAUAUUCGCCAGCUUCGGACAUACCACCAAAAACAUCAUCGAAAAACUAGACAAACGCAUUAAAAAUAAUAUUCAUGACAUAUUCAUCACUCAGUCGAUGAUAUCUUCCAUAAUGCCAGGAAACCUCCAUAAAUGGUCACUUCCACCAUUUUCAGAAUAUGGUAAACUCUUUCAAGAUAACUUUCCAAAUUUGGAAAAGGUGGCCGUGGAGGUUCGUCAGGCGCGGAGGGAUCUGGGUUGUUUGGCCCAGGUGAUGGAUUGGUAUGAUACUGGAAAGAUUAAACAGCUGGAGCUAGUUUAUCAGCGUAAGAGGAGGGACGCAGCAGGGGAGGCAUGGGGGUGGCUAUACAAUGGUUACCAGUUCAAAGACGAAGCUACUGUCGAGGAUUGUUACGAACUCUUGUGGGAGUUUACAUUUGAAGAUAGACCACCAGCUUGGAAAUGGAAAGUUCAAACGGUCGACGAGGAUGAAGUUAACGAAAGAGGGAGGUUUUUCACAAAUUGUGAAUACCCUUAUGCGGGGAGAGAAAUAACAAUGGUAGAGGGGACGGUUUUUAGGCUCAUUCGGGAACCCAUUGGAACCUUUGAGGGGGCGAGCGAAGAGGAGAACCUGCAGUUUAUAAGAGCUUGUCAUGAACAGCAGUCUACACUUGUACGUCGCUCUUUGAGCUGA